Molecule: messenger RNA, 3115 nt
Organism: Manis pentadactyla (Chinese pangolin)
Lineage: Eukaryota; Metazoa; Chordata; Mammalia; Pholidota; Manidae
Gene: MCF2L2
Product: MCF.2 cell line derived transforming sequence-like 2
Exons: 27
Coding region: 44-3100 (1018 amino acids)
Cellular component (GO): cytoplasm
Molecular function (GO): guanyl-nucleotide exchange factor activity
Source: RefSeq, a predicted model, not a curated record
UGAGUGGUUUUCCAGUGAAGUGACGUUUUGGUUAAAAGAAGAAAUGGCCCUUCAGGAGCUCAGCCGGCGACUGGCCAUAGUGACCACUCUAGUCGAUGAAAUUAUGCAGCAGGAAAUCAGGCCAUUGGUAGCAGUGGAUAUAAUUGAACAACUUCACAGGCAAUUUGCCAUUCUUUCAGGAGGCCGAGGGAAAGAUGGUGCCCCCAUUAUCACUUUCCCAGCGUUUGUGGGGUUCAAACACAUUGCCGAUGAGGACUUCCUGAAUGUCAUGACCUACCUGACUAGCAUCCCCAGCGUGGAGGCUGCCAGCAUCGGAUUCAUCAUUGUUAUUGACAGACGAAGAGACAAGUGGAGCUCCAUAAAAGCAUCCUUGACACGAAUAUCUGUAGCCUUUCCAGGAAACCUGAAGCUCAUGAUCAUUCUUCGUCCAUCUUGCUUUAUCCAGAGGACAUUCACCGACAUUGGCAUCAAGCACUAUCGAGAUGAAUUUAAAAAGAAAGUGCCGAUCAUUAUGUUAAAUUCUGUCUCUGACCUUCAUGGCUACAUUGACAAAAGCCAACUUACAGAGGACUUGGGGGGGACUCUGGAAUAUCGCCACAGUCAGUGGAUAAAUCAUCGAACUGCCAUUGAAAACUUUGCCUUGACAUUGAAGACCACUGCCCAGAUGCUCCAGACAUUUGGGACCUUUCUGGCUGCGACUGAGCUGCCCAAAAACUUGCCAUCCACUGAAGAGCUCCUGAUGUCCUAUACGAGGCAGAGGGACAAACUGCAGGAAGAGCUGAAGUUACUUGGGAAGCAAGGGGCCACAUUGCUGUCAUGCAUUCAAGAACCAGCAACCAAAAAUCCUACCAGCAAACUCAAUCCCAAUGAACUUGAGAAUGUAGCUACCAUGGAAAGGUUAUUCAUUCAGUUGGAUGAAACAGGAAGAGCCUUUAGUCAGUUUUGGUCUGAGCAUCUCCUACAGCUUAACCAAUACCUACAACUACAGCACUUUGAGCACAAUUUUUGUGAGGUUAAGCUUGCCCUGGAUGGUUUAUUGGCAGAGCAAGCGGAGUUUACAGACCUUGGAGACAGCGUGAUAUGUGUGGAGCAACUUCUUAAGGAGCACAAAAAACUGGAAGGAAAAGGCCAGGAGCCCUUGGAAAAGGCCCAGCUGCUUGCAGUAACUGGGGAACAGCUUGUCCAAAGCCACCACUCUGCAGUGGACUCCAUCAGACCCAGGUGUGUGGAGCUUAGGCACCUCUGUGAUGACUUCAUCAACGAAAACAAGAAAAAAUGUGACAUUUUAGGAAAGUCCUUGGAGUUGCAUAGAAGGUUGGACAAGGUCAGCCAGUGGUGUGAAGCAGGAAUCUACCUCUUGGCUUCCCAAGCUGUAGACAAGUGCCAGUCAAGAGAAGGGGUUGACAUUGCCUUGCACGACAUUGAGGCCUUCUUGGGCACAGCAGAGGAGUACCAGUUGUCCAGCUCCAAGGAGUUUUACAACCAGUUUGAGUUGAUGCUCCCCCUUGAUGUAAAGGCCAAAGCCCAGAAAGUCCUGCAGAAGCUAGGUGAUGUACAGGAAAUAUUUCACAAGAGGCAAAUGAGUCUGAUGAAACUGGCAGCCAGACAGACUCGUCCUGUGCAACCCGUGGCCCCCCAUCCUGAGUCCUCCCCAAAAUGGGUGUCACCGAAAACCAGCCAGCCCUCUGCCUUGGCUCCUCUUCAGAAGACAUCUGAGGAAACUUAUGCAGAGACAGAUCUGAACUCCCUGGAGAAGGAAAAUGAUGAGACUAAGUCUGAAGUCAAGAAUGAAAAAAUACUUGAAAGCCACCACGAUGGGGAGACCCCUGAGCUGAAGCAGCUUGACAGUCCUGAAAAUCUUUCCUCCCGCAGGCGCAUUAUAUGUGAUUUGCUUGAAACUGAAGACAGUUAUAUAAAAGAGAUCAAGAGCAUAAUUGAUGGAUAUAUCAUGCCAAUGGACUUUAUUUGGCUGAAGCAUCUGAUUCCAGAUGUUCUUCAGAAUAACAAGGACUUUCUCUUUGGAAAUAUUAGAGAACUUUAUGAAUUUCACAGCAGGACUUUUCUAAAAGAGUUGGAAAAAUGCACUGAAAACACUGAACUUCUGGCACGUUGCUUUCUCAAGAGAAAAGAAGAUCUUCAAAUAUAUUUUAAAUACCAUAAGAAUCUGCCCCGAGCAAGGGCAAUCUGGCAAGAAUGUCAAGACUGUGCCUACUUUGGGGUAUGCCAGCGCCAGUUGGAUCACAAGCUCCCUCUUUUUAAGUACCUUAGAGGACCAAGCCACAGGCUUACACAAUACCAGAUGCUACUGAAGGGUCUGCUGGAUUUUGAGUCUUGUGAGGAUUUGGAGAUAGGCCCAGGUGACCUAGAGGGAGGUUCAAUUAAGAAUGGACCACAGAGGACCAAGGACUCAGUAUUGUUAGCUGAAAUACAACAGGCUUUGACUGUGUUGGAGGAUCUGAUCCAGUCCUGUGAGUUGGCUGUGGACCUGGCAGCAGUCACCGAAUGUCCGGAUGAUAUUGGAAAACUGGGCAAGCUGUUGAUGCAUGAGUCUUUCAACGUCUGGACAGUUCACAAAGAUCGUCAUAAGAUGAAGGAUUUUAUUCGAUUUAAGCCCAGCCAGAGGCAAAUCUACCUGUUUGAAAGGGGAAUAGUGUUCUGUAAGAUACGGAUGGAGACCAGCUACCAAGGCCUAUCUCCUCAAUACAGCUUUAAGAAGUCUAUAAAGUUGAUGACACUUUCAAUUCGCCAACUUGGAAGGGGGAGCAAUAGAAAGUUUGAAAUUGCCAACCAGAAUGGACUUGAGAAGUACAUCUUGCAGGCAGCUUCAAAAGAAAUCAGAGAUUGUUGGUUUUCAGAAAUAAGUAAAUUAUUGAUGGAACAACAAAACAGUACCAAAGGCCGCUCCGGAAGGGAGUCCAUCUCCACAGACACCUCUGAGGAUCGUGACGGCGCAGAACAGAUGGAAAAGGAGAGCAGUGCUCCGAGUCUCUCGGGACUUUUCCAGCUGGACGACAGUUGUGAAGCCUGUUCCUCCAAACGUGUUCUGGACACGGGAGAACACAUGCGGGGGGAGAAAGGCGGCGAGCAGGCGGGCACGUGAGUGUGAACGAGCAAA